GGCGGGGCUUGCGUGUGUCAGAGACGUAUGUAAACAGCUAGCAUGCGUGCUAGCAGCUAGCGUCGGCGCAGAUACCGAACCAGCUCCUUGUGUCGGAGAGAUCUGACAUGACAUCUGCUGACUGAAUACAUUGAAAAAUCCUUCAGCCCCUGUGUUCCCAGUAGGCACUUAUUGUCGCUCUUUGUAUUUGCUGUGUGUAAGAUCAACAGUCCUCAAUUCAAAAUUAGCCUUUGACCUGCGCUGGAAACCGUUGUCAUGUCCAGUUUCAUGUAGGAAGCUCAUUUAGUUCUGAAACCCUGAGCUGCUGGAAUGCACAUUUGCAAAUAAGGGUUUCUUCCAAGGGUUUCCUGGUGGUCAUGUUGGAAAAUCAGAGGCUACCUGUCGCUUCAACAUCAUCAGCUUUAUUUUCAAUCUGACCCCCUGGCUCCAAGAAUGUGGUGACCCCAGGAAGGCCUUUAUUUUUGUAUUUAUUUUUUAAAUGCUGUAGUAGAAGUCCCAAGCUCCUAUUUAAAAAUACCUAGUGUAAACACAGAGCUUGUGUGUGCCUUGUGAAGCUGCUACAUCUUGUUUUGUCAGCAUUUGACGGUCGGCAGAUCAUGGCAGAAUCUCCCCCACAGCCGCCAGCCACAGCAGACCUGCUGAUGGAACGCAGGACAGAAGAGCAAUCUAUCAGCACAGAAAGCUUUUCCAAAGACCUGAUGGUAACUGGGACAACGGCGGGGUCAGAUCUUGGAGCUGGAGUCCCAAGAAGCAAUGGCACUGCCAACAGCACUUUUCCCGCCAACGUGUCGGAGGAAGAAGCCACACCCACGCCACCGGAGUCAUCGCCAAGCUUGUCAUCUGAAAAUGAAACUAUGACUGUUGUUACCACAGAGGAUGAAACUCUAUCAGUUCUGCUCAGACAGAACAAGAUUGAAGGAAGACCAGACAGAGGAGGAGAACAAGACCUGGACUUAGACCUGGAGGAGAGCUCCUCAGUGAUGACAGGUGGUGGCUCUGAUGAUCAGCAGGAAUCCACCGACUCUGCGUCAUUCUCCAUCCCGAGUUUCGAGCUCUCAGACGGAGUUUCAGCUGCAGGAAAUUCUUUAGACACAGAGGAAGGCUUGUCUUCAUCCCACUUAGCCCUGGGUGUUGAGGGCUGCUCCCCAUGCGCUGACAUUCCAAGUCUGAAGGAGGAGGAGGCGGUUGAAGCUGAUGGAGGUGCAGAUGUUUCUGCAGCUGCUGCUCCCGAGCCCGAGCCCGGUGCUUCUGCUGCAGCUGCUGCCGUCCCAGAGCCCAGGCCCUCCAUGCCGGCAUAUUACCUAGUGAAAUGGAUCACAUGGAAGGAGAAGAAGACCCCCAUCAUCACUCAGAGUGAGAACGGACCCUGCCCCCUGCUGGCCAUUAUGAACACGCUCUUUCUGCGCUGGAAGGCAAAGCUUCCUGCUCAGACUGAAGUGGUCACCGCUGAGGAGCUGAUGGCUCACCUCGGGGAGUGUGUUUUGUCAGUCACUCCGAGAGAAAAGACUAAUGGCAUGGAGCUCAACUUCCAGCAGAACAUGAGCGACGCCAUGGCUGUCCUUCCAAAGCUGUCCACAGGCCUGGACGUUAACGUGCGCUUCACUGGAGUCACGGACUUCGAGUACACACCGGAGUGCAUCGUGUUCGAUCUCCUGGACAUCCCGCUGUACCACGGCUGGCUGGUCGACCCACAGAGUCCAGAGAUGGUGACUGCUGUCGGGAAGCUGAGUUACAACCAGCUGGUGGAGAAAAUCAUUGACUACAAGCACUCUGCAGAUAGCAGCCGAGUCAGCGAAGGGCUGGUGGCAGAGCAGUUUCUGGAGUCGACAGCGACUCAGCUGUCGUAUCACGGUCUGUGUGAACUCAACACAACGGCCACAGAGGGAGAGAUCUCCGUUUUCUUCAGAAAUAACCACUUCAGUACCAUGAUCAAGCACAAGGGCCACCUGUACCUGCUGGUGACGGACCAGGGCUUCCUGCAGGAGGAGGGCUUGGUCUGGGAGUCUCUUCAUAACGUAGAAGGAGAUGGAAACUUUUGCGACUCAGACUUCAGGCUGUGUCACCCUCCUCAGAGAACUCCAUCCACCUCCCAGCUGGCCCCCGGCACCCAGGAGCAGCAGCGGCAGAUCGACCAGGAUUACCUGGUAGCGGUGUCGCUGCAGCAGCAGCAAGGCAGUGUCCCAGGACCUCUAAGUGACCUGGAGUUGGCCCGGCAGCUCCAGCAGGAGGAGUACCAGCAGCAGCAGCAGCAGCAGCAGCAACAACAGCAGCAGCAGCAGCAGCAGCAGCAACAACAGCAGCAGCAGCCAGCGGGAUCCAUGCAGACACAACCGCAGGUCAGAGGUCAGAGCUCCCAACAAGCCAGAAGAAGAGAUAAAGACUCGGACUGUGUCAUCCUAUAGGCUCUUCAUCAUCGUCUUCUGCAAAGCGAUGAAAGCCCAGAGUCCAGUGUGUCUGUAGCGGGGAGGUCACACACACGCAAAACACACACACACACACAGGGACACACCGAGUCAACUUGUUGCCAAACCUCCUGUGCUUUUGUCCGGCAGGUCACAGUUUGUUUCAGACGUAACUCCAGUCUGUGGAGUUGCAAGAUCUAAACAGUGGAGUCUGGUGACGGGAAACCUCCGACUAACAAAUCAGCCUUCACGAAGGGCUCGUCAAAGUAACUGAGGUCCUUGUUUAUCGUCAAUAAAUUCAUUAGAUGCUGCUUUUAGACCCGUUUCUAGUCAUUAAUGAGGAUUUUGUGUCCCUAACGAUCAAAGAAUUCCCCUCUGGUGAGCCAAGUAUAAACUGUAAAAAAAAAAAAAAAAAAAAAGACAUACAGUUUAUUGUAUUGGGGAAUAGAGUUGAUCCAAUACCAGUACUGGAAAUACUCCCAGAAAUAAGGGUAUCGGGGAGAAUUUGCAUCUCUGCACCAUCCAAUACCAUGUACCCUGUUAUUUUAGGCUGGAAAAUCCUACCAGGAAAAGUGUAAUAUGCUGCUUGUCCAAGGCUGUGGUUUCCAGACUAAAACAACCACCGUCCUGGAGGGUCGGCCUCCGUUGGUCCUGCAGAAUCACAUCUGAAAAACUCUAACACUGCUCUCUAUUUAAUAAUUAUUCUGAUGUUAAUUAAGCAAAAUACCUGAUACCCAACACCCAAAUAUUGGCUCAUUAUUUAAAUUUCCAGAUGGAUGUAAAUGAUCAGACUUUGUGUCUGCAAUGACAAGUUCAUGAAAUUAGACGUUUGGUUUUAAAGACUUGAGGAGUUUUGUGAGACAUAGGUGAAGUACUUGACAUGUUGCAGCACUUUAUUUUAUCCGGGCUGUUUCCCAUUGAUGUGUCUGUGGGUCAUGUGAAGGAAAAUCACACACUAAAAUUAUAUUUUAAUGCCUUUUUAAAAAAGGCAUUAAAGAUUCUUGUUGAAAAACUUGAAUUUUAUCAAGUGAUGGAGCCUUUUUGAGAUGGAGGAUGUUAUAAUCUCAUCUUCAUAUGUGAUGUUUGUUGAGAUGUUUCCUUCUCUGAGACUCUUAACAGUGCCCUCUGCUGACAUUGAUCCAUUUCCAGUGAUCAGUUUUUAAUGUAGAUUGAAGCUGAAAGUUGAAAAGAAUAUAAUAAAUUAUAUAAAGAGAAAAUCUCAGUUUAAAUUGCAUUAAAAAUAUUUUUUUGAUUCAUGUGUACGAUCCCCAGAUGAACCGGUGCUCCAUUUUCACUGAAACGAUCUUGGUAUCUGAUUAACAAACAUCUUUAAAAUGUUUUGUGAAGUUUUACCACAGUAACAUAAAAGCUUUUAUUAGCAGUAGGCAGCAAAUCUCACCAUCAAACAUGAGAUGUACUGGUGUCAAUGUAAACCUUUUUAAAACAAAACAAAGCCAAAAAAAAAUGCAAUUAACAAAAAAAUAAUUAAAAAUAUGAAGCAAUUUUCUUUGGGCAGAGACUGGGUAAAAUGUGCUCAAAGAAUGUGUUGAUUCAGUAAUGAGAUUCAAAAGUAACCAUGUUUGUGAUAUUUUUGGAUAAUUUUGAUGGCUAUUCUGAUUCAACGGCUUCAGACAUGUGACUUUACAGCUGCAGUGCUAAUGAAAAUUUUAGUUUGUGGCCCAUAAACACUGAAAACAAGAACAAAAAGAAAUCCCCAAGUCCAUGCAGUGCUGCAGUAAUUCAAUAAAGAUUCAAAUAAAACAAAAACUCUCCUCUAAUGAAUCAUUGACGCUGGCACAGAUUCUCAGUUAUCCAGGUCUGGUUGAUCCUGAAAAGUUUGAGAAGGCAGCGGGUCAUCUCGUCAACAUUUCCCCCGUCAUCUGAAACAGCUGCCGUUAUUCCUGGGUUAUCCUGUGGGUUGUCUGGGGCACGGUGGAUUGUUGAAAUGUUUUGGUCACGUGACUCGGGGUCUGACAGGAAGUGAGACUUCUGGGGAGAAUAAAGGCUGCAUUGUCAAGUGUCCGGCAGGUAAACCUUGAAGCUCCUCAUGUAGAUGAACAUCUUACAAUGAUCCUGAUGACCCACAGGAGGAAGAAAUGACUCGUCCAUGAAUUUAAUACAUUCAUGCCAACUUGGAGAUAAAAAAUUUAAAAAAACUUGCUCCGUUACACUUCCUACUUUCUUUUCUUUGUUUUUAUUUACUCCCAAUUUCUACUGCAACAGUAUUUUAUUUUUUUUCCUUGGGGAUCAAUAAAGUGUUCAGUUUCCAGUAGGGUUUGGAUGCUCAUGUGCUUUCAUGUGGAUAGAAAUAUUUUCUGACACAGUUUAAACACUAACAUGGAUGUGCAAUAGUUUUAGUUUUGGAAGGAAGCCACAUUAGUGUGUCGGUAUCCUGAAACUCCUUGUUGAGGCUUUUUAAACCUUUUUAAAUGUAGAACAGCAGCAAAACAAGCCUUACUUAGUCUCCUUAUUUUGACUGUGCCUCAAUAGGGUAAUUAAGAUAGUCAUUAUGUAGAUUUCUGUACCUCAUGAUGGUGAUUCAUAGCUAGUCGUUUGCUGGUUUCUGUUUUUGUUUUGUUUGGUUUUCCUUGUAGACUCCGUUAAGCCUCAAUACAUUUAAACAUAUGCUGUGGAAGCAAAGAAAAAUAAAUGUGUGCUUUCCAAAGACAAAUUAAACCUUGGGAUGUAAUUGCUGACUUUCAGAUGGUUUCUCUUUUGGUGACUCAUCUUGAUUUAUGAAUGUCUUUAGAGCCACAAGUUUUCUGAUCAGCACAGCAGGUUAGCAUCAUCAGUUCCUCCUAAACGUUUCCACUUCUGCCUGCCACUCUUUCAGGUCGUACCAGAUCUUUGUUUUAUCAUUCCGGUGGUUUAUUUUAAUUUAAAUAUUUUUUCCUACAAAAUCAAGGUCCUUUUUUCUCUCUCUGACUGUUUGACCUUUGCCAAGCUUUGUUCAAGCUGUGUUUAAUUUGCCAUGAUGUUAAAUUGUUAAUAACAGAAUAUUCAUACA
Molecule: messenger RNA, 5409 nt
Organism: Cololabis saira (Pacific saury)
Lineage: Eukaryota; Metazoa; Chordata; Actinopteri; Beloniformes; Belonidae
Gene: mindy1
Product: MINDY lysine 48 deubiquitinase 1
Exons: 12
Coding region: 597-2402 (601 amino acids)
Biological process (GO): protein K48-linked deubiquitination
Cellular component (GO): cell periphery; cytosol
Molecular function (GO): cysteine-type carboxypeptidase activity; K48-linked deubiquitinase activity; cysteine-type deubiquitinase activity
Source: RefSeq, a predicted model, not a curated record